This is a messenger RNA of Tachysurus fulvidraco (yellow catfish), 1462 nucleotides long. Its product is annotated as tripartite motif-containing protein 29-like. Gene Ontology annotation, molecular function: zinc ion binding. Lineage: Eukaryota; Metazoa; Chordata; Actinopteri; Siluriformes; Bagridae. The record is from RefSeq and is a predicted model, not a curated record. The transcript is spliced from 8 exons. The coding region runs from base 69 to 1313 and encodes 414 amino acids.
GCUUUUACAAACUGAACCAGGAAGUGUGAGCUGCUGUCACUGACUGAGAGUGUUUGGUUUUCAGUAAAAUGGCAGAAGCGAAUAUUUUCAUUGCUCAGGAUCAUUUCAGGUGUCCAAUCUGUCUGGAUCUACUCAAGGAUCCAGUAACUCUUUUGUGUGGACACAGUUUCUGUAUGGUCUGUAUUAACGGCUGCUGGGAUCAGCAGGGAGUCUAUAGCUGUCCUCAGUGUAGACAAACCUUCACUCCAAGACCUGUUGUAAGUAAAAACACCAUGCUGGCUGAAGUAGUGGAGACACUGAAGAAGACAGGACACCAAGCUAAACGUCCUCCUCAGUGUUUAACUGGACCUGAAGAUGUGGAGUGUGAUUCCUGCACUGGGAGAAAAUCCAAAGCCAUCAAGUCCUGCCUGGUGUGUCUGGCCUCUUUCUGUGAAACUCAUCUCCAGCCUCACUAUAAAUCUCUUGCCUUUAAGAAGCACAAGCUGGUCGAAGCCUCCAGACAACUCCAGGAUCAGAUCUGCUCUCAGCAUGACAAACUGCUGGAGGUUUACUGUCGCACUGACCAGCAGUGUAUCUGCAUGUUGUGUACUAUGUAUGAACAUAAAGGACAUGAUACAGUAUCAGCUGCAACAGUACGAGCUGAGAAACAGAAGCAGUUGUUGGAGACACAGGAGAAAUCAAAGCAGAGAAUCCAGGAUAGAGAGAAGGAGCUUCAGAAGCUGAAGAAGGCUGUCAAGACUCACAAGCAUUCUGCACAAAAGGCAUUUCAGGAAACUGAGAGGAUCUUUACUGAUCUUAUAAAAGCCAUUGAGAGAAGACACUCUGAUGUGAAAGCACUGAUCAAAGCUCAGGAGGAAGCUGCAGUGAGUCAAGCUGAAAGGGUCAUGAAGCAACUGAAGCAGGAGAUUGCAGAGCUGAAGAAGAGAGACUUUGAAAUGGAGGAACUUUCACACACAACAGAUCCCAUCCAUUACCUUCAGAGAUUUCAGUCUGUCUCGACCCUCACUGUACCUUCAGACUCACCCAACAUUACGAUCAAUCCUCUUCUAACUUUUGAGGGUGUAAUAAAGUCUGUGUCUCAGCUGAAAAUGAAAAUAGAAAAAUGCUGUAAUGCUGAUUUUGAGAAGAUAUCAAGUGCAGAAAAGCUCCUUCGGGUUCCUGGUUUCAGACACAGUAUAGUUGAUCAAGAAAAGUUAUUUACCCAUACGCUUCUGAGACAAUCAGAGACAAUCAGAGACAGUAGAGGUGGUCGUGAUCGGGACCGUUCUAAUGUUUUCCUUCUUAGCCCUAGAAGAAGAAAUAAUGAGUGUUGACCUGGUUAAUGUGAGAAACCAGAAGAUCCACAAACACUGACACUCUACAGCUCUUCUCAGCCUACAGUCUCUCUCUCUCUGUCUCUCUCUCUGUCUCUCUCUCUGUCUCUCUCUCUGUCUCUCUCUCUCUCUCUCUCUCUCUCUCUCUC